AAAAUUCGUCAUAACUAAUUUCAAUUUAUUAAACUGCCAGCACUGACGCAAUACAGUAAACAAAACAAGUUACAUACGAACUGCGGCGGCUGAAAUUGUUAGUUCUUUCUUCAAAUCUAUUCAAAUUUUGUUCCAAAGAGAUGUAUACUGUUGUGCAAUUUAUCUAAAACCAAAAGUUUAGGGUGAUGGCUGUACCGUCAGGAUGGGUGAAGAAAAAAAAAUUGUUUGUUUUGGCCCAAACUACCGAACGUGAAGAUAGAAGCCUUGCGUGUUGGCGGGAAUUAUUAUGAAGGUCUUACGAAGAAAAUAGCCGUUAUAAUUUACAAAAAGUAUAAGAAACGGGAAGUGUCUGAUAUAGAAAAUAAACGAAAGCGGCUCAAACCGACUCAAAAGAUAAAGCUUUCAAACACGAAAGACUACAACUGGAUGGCGGAAGAGUACAGCAGCAAGAAACAAGAGGUUAAGAAUGAUAUAAAAUCAUCAACAGAAACCGCAAAACCGAAUGUGCAACCUCUGUCUCACAACUCAGCUAAUGCUGUUGCACAACAAGAGAGUCCUUCUGUGAUUUCGCAAAUGCCUAUAAUUUCAAAUGUUGAACUGAGCGACGAUUGUCAUAAUACGGUGGAGCCAAUUGCUACUUCCGCGCAUGCAGAUGGCGACACCCUUCACGGUCAAAUUCGAUGCAACCACCGCUCCAAUCUGCCCAACCAACAAGCCAAAAUAAUAUAUUGACAACAGAGUACGAAACUGAGCCUAUGUAUGUGGAUCAUAAUGGAGUCAUGUACUAUUCAUCAACUGUCGAAAACGAAACCACGGACAACUUUCAGCGGAAACAAUGAGCUACGACCAGAUGAAGGCUGACUUGAGGGAAUUUAUUGAAUCGGCUGUCGAGCAUGUUGGAGAAAAAUGUUUUCAAACCAACUUCGCUCGUUUUGCUGCGUUAUUGGAAAUUCAAAAAAAUGAUGAUUUCUAUUGUCCAAAAUCCGAUGAUACGGUAGAAAAACAUUGUCGAAUCAAUACAGAAGAAGAAUUAGCCGAAUGGAACAUAAAGCUCAACAGUAAAGCACUACGUCGAAGAUAUUUGGAAUAUUUCUCAAAAAUUAUCAUUCCCAAUGCCUAUUGUGAAAAAGGCGAUAAUGCGUGUUACACUUUAGUAGAUUGCCUGUUAACUCGAGACUUUUGGACGAAGAUGACGUGGACCGGAAUAAGUCGUCGUGGCAAUAAGGCAAAACGAGGAUUCCGUGAAUAUGGAAACGUGACCCAGCUUCUGUGCAAUAUUGUACAGAUUGGAGAUCCAUCAUAUACUGCCUGUAAGCUGGAGGUUUUUUGUCGAAACCGUCUCUUCAUAUAUUGUAAAUCUCGUUCGACUAAUCGUCAACUUAGAAAGUCUGCCUGCAGAAAUCAACGUAGCUCCAAGUCGCAAGCACUGAAGGAAAAAAACGAACACCAAACUGAAGAUCAGGGCACAUUUAAUUCGAAUGAGUCGGACAUUUCCGAAAAAAUAGAAAAAGAUGCUGAACUCAGUUCAGAUGAUGAUAACGGAGAUGAUGAAAAUGACUCAAUCGACGAUACAAAUGAUGAUGAAUGUAGCACUGCAGACGUUUAACUUGGCAAUAGAUUUUAUCAUACUAGAACUGUUAUUCAACAUGAGAUUAAUUUGAAAUGUUACUUUUUAAACCUAAAACGAUUAAAAAUAGGCAAUUUUUCCAAUGAGAUAUAUCUAUCAACAGAAUUAAAACAAAAAAUAAGUCACAGGCAAUCACAUGCUGCUAUUUGUUUAUUUGAGAGGUAUAAAUAUAAUUGUUUCUGUUCUAACAAUUGGAACUAGCUUACAAAAAAUAUCAUUACAUUUAAAUAAAACGGACGACUUUGUUAUAUUUUCUAAAUUUAACUUUGCUACAUAUAUAUUAAGAAACGAUGAUCGGAAUGGCUUUUGGAAGAAAUCACUUUUUAAUAUUACUUUUUGGCCCUCAAUUAUAAAUUCUCCAUUUUGCUGCACAGCUCCUAAAAAUUUUAUUAACUCGAACUGUUUUGUCAGAAACCACAUGUCUUUAAAAUCAGUGCUAAGUGAGAAAUCUAAAAAAAAAAUUAAUCUUGAGCCCUUUUCUUUCAAUUGACAUUUGAAUCGCUAUCUUCUACGCGUCGUACCUACCACCUCUCUCGCAGUCGUUUCGAUGGCACCGUGGAUACUGCUCCACAGCCCAUUCAUGUCUUCCAGUCCUUCCUCCUGUUGUUCUGCGAUCCGUUGAUCCAGCUUACUGGCGUAUUCUGCAGGCUGCCACGUUAUUAGCUUUUAAUCGCUGAAUGUUUAAACGCGUCGUCCUUUCUGUGCGAGAUUCCAGCACGUUCGACAACCGUGCGCGGAUCUUACAAACGACGAGAUAAUGGUCAGAGUCAAUGUUUGUUCCUUGAAAAUACCCAACAUCAGUAACAUCCGAAAAGUGCCGACCGUCAAUCAGUACGUGACAGAUCUGGGAGCAGGCUUCUCCAUUUGGAUACCUCCAGGUGUGUUUUCGAAUAUUCAAACAUGGGAAAUAGGAGCUACAUAUGGCCAUUCCUCUGGCUGCGGCAAAGUUUAUCCGCCUCAGGCCGUUAUUAUUGGUUGACGAGUGGAGGCUAUGCCUUCCAAUGACCGGACGGAAGAAUUCCUCCCAACCUGUGCGUUUGCGUCUCCGAUGAAGACUUUUACAACAUGCUUUGGACAUUUGCUUUUGCAUUGCUUUGGACUGUAGUUUAAGAAUUUGCCCUUAAUCCUUAACACGCAUAUACGGUCAUCUACGGGCCUUCACCGGAUGACUCUCGUUCUCUAAUUUCGCUGCGAUUUUGACUCCCUGCCACUGUAGUUCUCGAGCAAGCAAGCCAGCCCGCGCCGGUUCAUGGAGAGAUCGGACGUUCCAAGUACCCAAUUUUUCAAUCGUUUACCUCAAUCUUUUUCCGUGUUCGUAGGUCUUUGCCGAUUGAUCCAUUCCGUAUAUCUAAUUUCGUUGUUCGUGGUUGAAGAAAGGUUUCGGUAUGCUACCCUACCAGGGUCGCGAUACCUACAUCCUGCUGAUGGGGCUGCCAUAUUAGGUGUAGCUGGCGGGUGUCGUGACGCUUGGAGGCCAUCUCUCUUCCAAAAUUUCUACGUGUGACUGCUCGCUCUGAAAAUCGUACAAAGAAUGAGCCUGAGGCAUCGAAGAUCUUUCUUUAACCACAAUCAGUCGCGAUGGCCGUAUGGAAUUGUCUCUUUUACUCUUUUUGAUGGAUCUGAGUCUUUCUCAGAUAGCAGCACUGCAGUAUCUGCAUAACGGAUAAGAAGAGCCAUUCGAUCUCUCUCUUUUGUUUCAGCGUGUUACAUCACUCUUGUUUCAGCUCUACACAUUAUAUUUAACUUAGCAAUAAAUGGGUAUCUUUAACACCCCCAGUGUUGAGUUUAUGAACUUAUUAGGUGACAAUCGAUCAUGUUCUUAUUAUAUCCCACAGCAUUCCAUAGUUCAGCUCCGGGUCAGACGCUGUUGUACGCCGCCCUUAUUAUGGGGACACAGCCGCGUACGACCCCCUUCCCAAUCAGCAUACGACCAUAAUUUCCACUCGUAUCCCAGUCUGCACCUAGUGGAGGUUGGGAUAGGAGUUGCUGGACAGAGGUGAAUGACCACAUUAGGGUCUCAAGUUACGUGUGUCCAACCAUUUGCCAACCCCCCUGUACCUUUUUAUUUGUAACGUAUUUAAUUAAUGUACAUGGUGGCUUCAGCUAUUAUUCAGGCCUUUUUUUAUAUACAGUAACUGUUCGCUAACUGGGCGACGAGCACUCCCAGUUAUUAAAAUCAGCUCGCUAACUGGGAUAUCAUCUCAACGCCGAGGGGGAUUUCGAUGAAUAACGCUGCUUCGCGACAAUUUCAUAAAAGGCUUUUGUUCUCAAGUUUUUUUUCUUCACAUAUGACUGUUCCCAAAUUGAUCAACAAAUAGGGAAGCCACACCUACAAAUUUAUCUCUCAAAUUAAGCUUUUUAACUUUAGUUUUUUAGGAUGUAUUUUUCUUUUCGAGGAUUCCCAUUGACCUAUCAACCAAAUAAGUUAAGAGUAAUUUUCUGAGAGGUUGUGUGCAUUUUAGCUAACUCUUUGUUUAAGGCAUUGAAUCCCAGAUACCCUUGGAUGUAUAGAAACACUAUUUAAGAACAAGUGAAAACGCUUUUUAAACAUAUAACUACGAAAAAAAUUAGGCCGUUAUCACUGCAUAUCGAACACUUUUAAAUUACAAAACAUGUGCUGUUUUUUCUUUAUGUGAUAAUUCGGUCGAUUGAAAUUGGCCUUUCGUUAAUACUAAUAUAAUUCGACCGUUUUAAAUUCGACCGUUAAUGUUUCGGUCGUUUAUAUUUGGCCAUUUGAAGCGAUCCCAAAAAUUUUGGCAGACAAUUCAGUAUUUGAUGUCGUUAUACAGAAAGACAUACACUACUUCGCUACAUAUCUUCGGGAAUCGUAUGUUUAUCCAAAAAUAUUACAGAAAUUGUUUGAAUGAAAUAAUUUAAUAAUUUUAAAGCAUGUUUUAGUUAUACUUAACUGUAAAUCAAAAAAAAAAUAAUCGCGCACGGUAGAAGACCCUACGUUGUAUUUUAGUCCAGAGGCAAUAAAAGCCUAGUAAAGUGCUUCUUCGUGAAACUACGACACAGCACAAAUUUUCACUAUACUGCCCCUGUUUACAUAGUUGACGUAAGAGCCAAAAUGACCGAAAUGCACUUUUUCGUUGAUUCAGCUUCCUUUUCUUAAGAUACAUACACUACAAACAAAAAGAAAACCAUUUUGUUCUGAAACUUUUGAGAAAUUUUGGAAAAACGUUUUGGCGUAACUGCCAAUUGGUUGCAAAAACUGGCGUCACUCCAUACAAGGUGCAAUUGUUUAUGUUAAGUCGUUUAAUUCGACUGUCUAACUACUGUCUGUUUGUCUAAGUUAAGUCGUUUAAUUCGACAAAUAUUCCAUGGAAAGGGGUAAAGGUGAAAGUGGGAUUGAAUAAUUGUAUUGUAAUUGUAUUGUAUAUUAAUAUUUUCACAAAACACUCAGCCUCAGGAAGGUGUGAAGUUACCGUGUCCUUUCCCCCUACUAAUUGAAACGUGUGUGUAAAAUACGGUGGGUAAACUUAAUCGAUUUGCCAGAACGUUUUUUAGGUUCUAUUUGGGGCCCCAAACAAUCAUGACACUACCGGAAGUGAAUUGAUCGAUAGCUCUCUGUAAAGAAACAUGCGCAAAAGUUUUCCUAUACUAAUUUUCAUACAAAUUUAUGUACAUGCAUAUAUAAUGCACCAAUCAGAGGCACGAGAAAUCCAUAUUCGGCAGGUUUAGAAUUGUCUGGGGGCCUAAAUUGAACCAAAGAAAAACUUUGUCCUGGCUCUGUGCUGUCAAGUUUGCAUUUUUCCUUGUAACGAUUACCCACCUUAGCGUAAAUGUAAGUCUUUAUGCAUGUGUUUGUGUGUGUGUUUGUAUGUGUGUUUGUGCGUGUUUGUCUAAUUGAAACUGCCGAUGGACAAUAACUGACGUUUGACCGAAACACGGUUGAUAAAACUGAAUCAACUGCGAGGCAUAGUAGGAAGUAGUCAAGUUUUUACGCCGAGCUAUGCGAACGACCUGCGAGAAAAAUACAUGUUUAUUCGCAUAAACUGGCGUAGCGGUUUUUCUGGAUCAAUUACCACGGGCCAACUCAUAUAAUCCAUGGGGCCUCUUUUCAAACAUCAAUCUUCAUAAAAUUGACAGACUAUUUUAUUGAAAUUGUAUCUCAAUAUAAUAAUUUGGGUUAAAAUAACAAAAACUCGUUUUUCUCGCAAUGAUGGUGUUGGUUGUUACGUCAACUAUGUAAACAGGGGCAGUAUACUACGUUACAUUUUUUCUAAUUCAUAUACUGCCCAUAAUCGCAUAUUUGUAACAUUUGCAAAAUUGGUUGUUCGAGCAAAUCGCACUUUUAUAUUUUGACCUUAAAUGCAUUGUUCCUAAUAUAUUCUUGCAAAUAGACACUUUAAAUUAACUUAGUAUCAUGAAGAAAGCACUACUUUACACUAUGUAUACAUUGAAUAUUACUUUUGAAGUCAAAUUGGUUGAAAUUUUUGCAAUGAUACAUUUAUGCCGUCACUUUCAAGCCACUUUUGGAAUAUAUCACAGGGAAAAUAAAGUUUUUCAUGUAUUCAACAAGCAUGAGCUGAACAUCAGAAACGGAUCACCGGUGGUUGAUUACCGGAUUAGAAUAACUUCCGAGUGUCAAAGAAUGCAGAUGUGAAUUUGGGUGGAAACUUUUUUGACAAAGAAGUUGAAAAAGUUAAGAAGUGUGACAAUUAUGCGGUUAUUUACGCUAUGGAACAAAACAACUUGGUAUUUUUUACGACUUUUUUCAAACAAACAUAAGCAUAUUUUUACAGAUGUAAAAAGGACAUACUAUUCUAAGCAUUUCUCAAUAAAAACCACGAAAUCCAUAAAAUGUCGAAUGUUACAAUUAUGCGAUUACAGGCAGUAUAUACAACAGAUAAAAAAUAACAGGGUAUAAUUUGAAGGAAAAUCUCCACUCUGCUGCCGCUCUUCGCAUACCUGCCCCAUAUCGAUUUUCGAUGAUUUUGACUUUUUCGUGGGAAUCUGUUUAAAAUCAUCUCAAGCUUUAAAAAAAAUGAUAAAAUAGUAAACUUUGUUCGUGAAAUAUGAAAAAUCAAAACCCGUUUGAGUUGUCCCAUGUCGAAAAUAUUCGCAUAACAGUCACGUUCAUUUUAUUGGUCGUGGGGGGGCUAACUGAUGUUCUAAAGUGUCCUUUUUUGAACAAUACUAUGCAAUGGAAAUGCUUAUUAUUCUGAGUUAAACUCUAAUCAUACUCAUUUAACACAAUAAAUUUAAUAAUUUACUUGCAUGCCGCGCUAUUACUAGGACAAGCUAUGCGGACACGAAAUAACCGAAAGUUGCUUAAAUAAUUCAAUCGACGUUUUCUCCAUUUGAGUUUUUUUGCCAUGGGACGGACAUGCGAAGAGCGACAAUGUGAUAUUUAAAUAAUAUGAAACUAUAUAUCUCUGGGUUCUAGUAACUAACUAAACAUUUCAUUUUCAUUUUCAUUUUGCGGUGGAUGGUGGGGCAGUUAGAGCCAAGUCUGUCCAGCCCCGAUAAUUAAGGAAGGAUAAUGGCUGACUGCCACAUGCGGGACUAUAUGAAUGCCAUUGGAAGGGAUUAGGGAAAGAUUGGGAAGGUUUUAAGCGUUUAAAAUAAUAAUAAUGCUAAUAAAAAUGAUAGUAAUA
This is a messenger RNA of Wyeomyia smithii (pitcher-plant mosquito), 7230 nucleotides long. RefSeq lists its product as uncharacterized. NCBI's taxonomy places the organism in Eukaryota, Metazoa, Arthropoda, Insecta, Diptera, Culicidae. The record is from RefSeq and is a predicted model, not a curated record. Bases 836 to 1606 code for a protein of 256 amino acids. The transcript has 6 exons.